Molecule: messenger RNA, 859 nt
Organism: Penaeus monodon (black tiger shrimp)
Lineage: Eukaryota; Metazoa; Arthropoda; Malacostraca; Decapoda; Penaeidae
Product: polyadenylate-binding protein-interacting protein 1-like
Biological process (GO): regulation of translational initiation
Molecular function (GO): translation activator activity; protein binding; RNA binding
Source: RefSeq, a predicted model, not a curated record
AUGGGAACUGUAUAUUAUGGGCCAGGUGGAGUUAUUCAGCGAGUAGAAGAAGAACCAGAAGACUCUGCAAGUGACACAGAUGAUGUGGCCAAUUUAGGAUGGUCACCAGCUGUAGAAGAGUUGGAAGGUGAUGUUGCUGAUGCUUUUGAGGAAUUCUUACGACUGCAACAAUGAGGAAACUCUGUACACAAGGCUAGAGUGUUAGUUUAAUGAAGCCUUAUUCCAUACUGCAGGAAAUACUUUGGUAUGGUAGAUAAUUAUCUAUACUCAUUUUACAGGUGUAAUAUUUUAUGAUCAGUGUAACUCAGCCUUACAGUGCAUUGAAGUCCCAGUAGAUUUUAUGUUUAACUAAAUGAAUGUUUCAUUUAAUCUCCAGGGAUGUAAAUAUUUGUGAAAUAUAAGUAAACAGGGCAGGAAAGUUCUCAGUAGCCUGAAAUUAAAGAUUUAAGUUCUUAAGGUCAGGGUGCACAUCUUUAUUGUAUUUUUAUGCUUCUCUUUUAUAGUAGUGGUUCUGGGAAUAUUAAUUUUUCAUCAGCCUGCAGAACUAAAGGUGCCCAACUAUACAAAAUUUAGACAAUUAUGCAAUAUUUCAUAAAGGUUAUCCACCAUUAAAUUACCGAUCAUGUUAUCUUUAUAAUGGAGUAUUGAUAUAUGUUAUUCAGUACACAUGAGAGUAUUGUAUUGUACAGUCAGUCUUCUGUGUUGAAUUAAAAGAAAAAUAAGAAAGAAAAAAAAAAUCUAGGGCUUAAUGAGGUAUACUCUGUUGUAACAAAUCUCCCGGUGGUUGACUGUCAAAUCUGCUUUUGAGGCUUUUUGAAUUCCUAUUUUGUAAAUGAAAAAAAUAUAUGUUGAUUACUCA